AAGUGGAAAUGUUGGAUGAACACAAUUAGAUGAGUAUAAAGAGAAUCCAAGGCUUUUAGUGGUGUGGCCAGUGACCGAAUUAAAGUUCCUUUUCUUCAUUCUUUUGUAUAUUUGAAAAAAAAUAACAAUAACAAAGAGUCUCAUUUCUCAAUCAAUUCUUAUUUAGCUUAAUGUUGGGGCCGCCAUUUUCCCUCAUUUAAGUAUGGAAGGACUUAUUGGCUUUAUAUGUUUAUUUGCUUCAUCGUACAAAAUGCUGCAGUCCAUGUUAUCGAACUUCUGUACAAUUAACUUUUUUUUUUUUUUGGGGAGGGGGUGCGCAAAAAUGAAUUGUGCAAUGAGUGGGCCCUUUUAAGAGAUCCGUUAGAUCCAAAGCCAAUCUUAAUAAUAUCAAUGACUCUGCUAGAGUUUGCACAAAUUAAUACUCCAUGAAAUUGAUAUUUUAAUCCAACCUUUGUGUAAGUACAUUUUACCUUGGUUCGAAAUUGAAGUAAUGCUUGCCAAAGAUCAUAAAAGGACAAUAUAUUUGAUAUUGCGGAAGUUCGAAGAAAGCACAUAUAAUGCUUGGUAGAACUUGACAUAAAAAAAUCCUAAUUAAUAGCUAACUAUAUUCCGUCUCUCCCUUCCUGUGAGAUCAAAAUGAAUCUCCUAUCUGCACCUGAUUGAAAUGUUUGCGUGUUGGUUCGUUUGUUACCCAAAUCAACGCAGUUGGGUGAUCAAUUUAAUCCAAAGUGUUUCUUUUAAAUCACUCAACGGUAAUAAUAACUUAAUAAGUUCAUUUCUACAGUCCCCGUUGACUUGAAUGUGAAUUACUCCUGUGUAACAUAGAAUAAUGAUAGUUGUUGGGCCACGGAGUAUGGGAAAAAAUAUAUUUAUUUAAUAGGAACAUUCUUUGAGCAUAAUGUCUCUUUUGUUUUAUGGAGUAGAGUCUGACUCGAGAGCACUCAGGUCAUGUUUUAAUUUAAAAUACAAGAUUUGAUUCCUCAUUCCUCUUCAGUCUUCAAUUUUCAAUAUCUCUCUCUCUCUCUCUCUCUCCACCUCCCCGUUUUAUAUAUGUGUUCUCUUGUUAGGCCAGCUUUGUUUCUACACACAAAAAUUGCUCCCAUUUCGAAACUAAAAAAAACUCAUCUUAACAUAGAGAAAUGCGGGUAGACAUGCAAGAAAAGCUGAGGACAGCCCUUGGCUCAGUAAAGGAUCAUGCAUCAAUAGGCAAGGCCAUGAUAUACAAUUACAAUUAUCACGAGAAUGGCUUCUCCAACAUAGAGAUUGCAGUCCUGCGUGCCACUGGGCAUGAUAAUGGCCCCAUCGAUGACAAGCACAUGCAUGAGAUCCUCUUCCUUGUGUCAAACUCUCCUGGAUCCAUUCCUUUUUUGGCUGAACGAAUUUCUCGUCGUCUUUGCAAAACCAAGGACCGUCUGGUGGCCCUCAAGACACUUGUGCUCAUUCAUCGCCUCCUACGUGGAGGCAACCGCUGCUUUGAGCAACAGCUACGCGCUGCUCAUGUAUCUGGCCAUCUCCAAAUCAUGACUACCCGUUGGUUUUCCAAAAGUAGUAAUAAUUCUGACCCUUCACUUUGUUUUCUACAUAAAUAUUCAGCCUAUCUGGGAGAGAGGAUGGGGUGGCUCAUUAACCAAGCUGGCAGACUUGAACCAGCUGUUACGUCCACUUAUCAAGGCUUGGAGUUUCGAUGCUACGAAGAUAAGUCCAUUGACAUGGUAUUUCGUAAAUUGCCUAAAUGUCAACUACUGAUAGAUAGAGUCUUAGAUUGUUCUCCAUUUGAUAUUUUGCCUUCAGAUAACUUGGCUCAAGCAGCUAUGAGUAACACCUUGAAAGAGAGCUUUCAAGUUUACCUCACAUUUUGUGAAGGCAUCGCAGCUCUUGUUAAUAUGUUCUUUGAUUUAACAAGGCCUGCCAGGGCUUUAGCCUGUGACAUACUCAGGAGAGCUUCUCAUCAAAGUCAAGAGCUUUAUCAUUUGUAUGAGAAUUGCAAAAGGAUUAUUGAAAAUAAGAACUUGGAAUACCCUUCGGUUCAAAUCAUCACCAUGGACCAUGUUAUGGCAUUGGAACAAUGCUUGGACUGUCCACAAAUUAAUCAACCACCAGCACCAGCUUCGUGUGGCUCUGUAUUGAGCAAGACUUGUUCAAGUACACCUCCUCCUAUCUUGGACUGUCUAUCAAAAUCAAUCAAGCCCAGGGUACUGCCAACUACAGCAAAAGAAGGCAAAAAGAAUAUUGAGAACAAAAGUGAUAUUAGUUUGUCAUCAACUCUUUUCUCAUGCGCACUGGAGACCAAAAUAAGCAAAGUUUGGGUUGUGUUUGAAGAAGAUGAUCUCCACCAACCACAAGUCCCGGUACCAGUACCAGUAGACAGCUGGCUCUUCAAUGGUAAGCUCUGUGAUUUUGCUAAGCAGCAUAAACUGGGGGAUCUUGUGACUAAUAAAGAUAAUGAACAAAGUAGGCCUUGUGGUUUUCAAAACCCAUUUACAACAUGUAUAGAUACAAGCAUGGUGCCCAAGGAAUGAGCUCCGAUCAAGAAGUUAUAUUGUUUAUAAUAGGAGUGAGUGACCGUUACUGGUUUUGUACUUUCAACUCAAUUUUUCAUUUUUAUUACAUCUUAAUGUGAGUGAGUUCAUGUUGCUUGCUUCUUGU
Molecule: messenger RNA, 2646 nt
Organism: Quercus lobata
Lineage: Eukaryota; Viridiplantae; Streptophyta; Magnoliopsida; Fagales; Fagaceae
Product: ENTH/ANTH/VHS superfamily protein
Exons: 1
Coding region: 1140-2519 (459 amino acids)
Biological process (GO): clathrin-dependent endocytosis; vesicle budding from membrane; clathrin coat assembly
Cellular component (GO): clathrin-coated vesicle; clathrin-coated pit
Molecular function (GO): SNARE binding; clathrin heavy chain binding; 1-phosphatidylinositol binding
Source: RefSeq, a predicted model, not a curated record